AUGGCGGAAAGCAAAGAAAAAGCCAAAGAAAAGGUCAACCAUUUCUCAAAGCUCGCACUCGAGCUUUUCGAAAACAUCGUCAAGGACGUCAACCCCAAAGAUCUUCUCACAAUCAGAGCAACGUCGAGAGAAUGUGCUGCGAAAGUGGCGAAGGUUUAUGCUAAGGAGCAUUUCACUGGGCUUCUGCUCCAUCUCCACGACGACAGAAGUGUCGAGAAGUGCCUCGCUAUCUGCAAGCAUCCUCUUCUCGGACCUGCGGUGCGGACCUUCACCAUCUCCAUCGAUCCAUGUGACCGCGGUAAUAAGUGGUUGGACGACCGGCUGUGCACAGUCGAGCAUCGACACAGCACUCGUGGGCCCACUACCGCCGAUCCCGAGCCAUAUGAAGAGUUCAUCACACGCCUGCAGCAAGAUGCCGAAUGGCAUGUUAUUAUCGAGUUGUUUACCAACAUGGCUGACGCUUGUCAAGUAUCGGCACUACGCAUCGUCGGACACGAACGCUAUCAGAGUACAUUUGCAGGCGGAUAUCACGAUUUCGACCUAGAAGGCGACCCAGACUGGGCAUGUGCUCACGCCUUCGCCGGUAUCAUGUACUGCUUGGAUCGAAGCAACUUACACGUCGACACGCUAGAAAUUGACAAGGAUGCUAGAUACGCUAUGCCAAUGUGCGAGCUCUGGGAUUACUUCGAUAUGUUCGCUCGGGUCAUGAGCCCCGUGGAGUCUUUGAGCCUGGUCCUGUGGCGCAGACAUGGAACAUUGCCAGCAGAUGCCGAGAUGCUGAACCAAUUGCUAGCUGGUCUUGCAUCUUCGACAACGAUCAGACAUCUGUACAUCGAUUGCCAGUCGUGCGAGAACAUCGAUUUAGCAACGGUCUUCCCUAUUGAAGACUCAGGCUUUCCCAAUCUGGAGUCCCUGCACCUGCAAGGCAACGACCAGCUUAUGUUCGAUGUUCCAGUCCUUGUGGACUUCGUCACUUCGCAUCAGCGGACUCUCCAACGUCUGGAGUUGCACUCCCUGUGUGUCGAACCCAAUGGCCUGGAGGAUGACGGGUGGGAUCUAAUGGAAGAAGGCGUGGCAAAGAACAUCCGGAGGCUCACAGGUCUGGAGGAUGUCACCGUUGAUCGAGACACUGAGGAAUCCUGGCUUGAUAUGAUGAGGCAAAUGUGA
Messenger RNA from Fulvia fulva, 1167 nucleotides. RefSeq lists its product as uncharacterized. The coding region runs from base 1 to 1167 and encodes 388 amino acids. NCBI's taxonomy places the organism in Eukaryota, Fungi, Ascomycota, Dothideomycetes, Mycosphaerellales, Mycosphaerellaceae. The record is from RefSeq and is a predicted model, not a curated record. The transcript has 3 exons.